Messenger RNA from Amblyraja radiata (thorny skate), 768 nucleotides. RefSeq names its product nuclear factor 7, brain-like. Bases 1 to 768 code for a protein of 255 amino acids. Gene Ontology annotation, molecular function: zinc ion binding. The transcript has 4 exons. The record is from RefSeq and is a predicted model, not a curated record. NCBI's taxonomy places the organism in Eukaryota, Metazoa, Chordata, Chondrichthyes, Rajiformes, Rajidae.
AUGGCUUCAAAACAACAGCUUGAGAGUUUAAGGGAAGAUCUAAUUUGUCCCAUCUGUUCAGACUUAUUCACCGAUCCGGUGUCACCAGACUGCGGCCACAACUUCUGCCGCUCCUGUAUCACACAGUUAUGGGAACAUGAAGUUAGAAACUCCUGCCCGGAAUGUAGAGAGGUGUUUACAGACCGCACCCUCAGGGUUAGUCGGGCCUUGGCGAGUCUGGCUGAGAAAGCUCGAACACUGAACCCGAAUCUCAAAGGGAAGGAAAGUAAAUUUAACUGCGAGAAACAUCAGGAGGAACUGAAACUGUUUUGUGAAACGGACAAGAAACUGAUCUGUGUGAUUUGUGCAGCUGGGCGGGAACACAAGACUCACAGCUUCAUGCCGGUGGAUGAAGCUGUUGAAAUCUACAAGGCUGAGAUCAAAUCUUCCUUGGAAUCUCUCACUCAAAAUAAAUUGGCGUUGGAGCGAAUGGAACAGCAACAGAAGCAGAAGAUUUGUGGAGUUCUGGAUCAGUCACAGUUUCUGCAGUCCCACAGCAGGUCCCUGUUUGCUGAACUGCACCAGAUUCUCUUCGAUAAAGAACAGCGCCUACUUAAAUAUCUCGGCGAUGAGAAGGAGAUGAUUCUAAAUACAAUGGAGAAAAAUCUUCAAGAGAUUCAAGUGCGUUUGAAUCUUCUGCAGCAGGAACUCCCAAUUUUACCGAAACAACUGGAUCAGGUGAAUGGUGUGACAUUACUCCAGGAAGAAGCUGGUCGGAAGCGAAGGUAG